This is a messenger RNA of Naumovozyma dairenensis CBS 421, 4509 nucleotides long. Its product is annotated as pleiotropic drug resistance family ABC transporter. Lineage: Eukaryota; Fungi; Ascomycota; Saccharomycetes; Saccharomycetales; Saccharomycetaceae. Bases 1 to 4509 code for a protein of 1502 amino acids. The transcript has a single exon. Gene Ontology annotation, cellular component: membrane. The record is from RefSeq and is a predicted model, not a curated record. Gene Ontology annotation, molecular function: ABC-type transporter activity; ATP hydrolysis activity; ATP binding. Gene Ontology annotation, biological process: transmembrane transport.
AUGUCAAGUGCUGGCUCUUCAAGCUCAUCUCCGAACGUUGGAAAAGAGUAUCAUUCUGAUAAUCAGAACACCUAUAAUAUGGAUACCUUGGCCGAAACACAUACAAAUAAUACCAAAGUAGAUCAGCCACCAAUAAAAACUACUACAAAUAACAAGAAAAACUACAGCAACGGUAACGAAGAAUCCUUUACAUAUCUAUCGGACAACAUGAUAACAAGAGUAGAAUCAUUUGCUGAUGCAUUAUCACGGCAUACAACAAGAAGUGGCUCAUUCAAUACAGACUCUGAUGACGGAUUCAAUAUAGAAGCCAUUUUUAGUAGAUUUGUCAGAGAUGCUGAUGAACAAGGUAUCCAUUUAAGAAAGUCUGGUGUAACCUUGGAAGGUGUAGGAGCUCAGGGAUUAGACACUUCUGCCUUAGAAGGAUCUACUUUUGGAAGUUUUCUUAUGUUGCCUUACACCAUUUACAAAAAGUUCAAAGCAAAAAAGCGAAUGAAAAUGAGACAGAUAAUAAGGAAUUGUUAUGCGUUAGCGGAACCAGGUGAAAUGAUCUUGGUGCUAGGUAGACCUGGUGCCGGUUGUUCCUCACUUUUGAAAACAAUUGCAGGUGAAAUAGAUCAGUUCGCAGGCGGCGUAGAAGGUGAAAUGACAUAUGAUGGUAUUUCCCAAAAGGAAAUGAUGCAGAAGUUCAAAGGUGAUGUGAUAUAUAAUGGCGAACAAGACGUUCAUUUUCCACAUAUUACCGUCCAACAAACUUUAGAUUUCGCCAUCGCGUGUAAAACUCCAGCAAGGCGAGUUAACAAUGUCUCUAGAGAAGAAUAUAUUGUUUCAACAAGAGAUUUGUAUGCUACAAUAUUCGGUUUAAGACACACAUACAAUACUAAAGUUGGAAAUGAAUACGUCAGAGGUAUAUCUGGUGGUGAACGUAAACGUGUUUCCAUUGCAGAAGCUUUAGCUGCUAAUGGUUCCAUCUAUUGUUGGGAUAAUGCUACGAGAGGGUUAGAUGCUUCAACCGCAUUGGAAUAUGCAAAGGCUAUACGAAUAAUGACAAACCUAUUACAUUCAACAGCAUUUGUUACUAUAUACCAGGCAAGUGAAAAUAUUUACGAGACAUUCGAUAAAGUUUUGGUAUUAUGCCAAGGAAAAGAAAUUUAUUAUGGCCAUAUUGAAAAUGCUAAGGCAUAUUUUGAAAAAAUGGGAUAUGAUUGUCCACCUAGACAAGCGACGGCAGAAUUCUUAACGGCAAUAACUGAUCCAAACGGUUAUCAUAAAAUCAAACCUGGGAUGGAAUCUAAGGUUCCUAGAAAUUCAGAAGAACUAGAAGCAUACUGGAUGAACUCCGUUGAGUUCGUUAAAUUGAAGGAAGAUAUCUCGAGAUAUAAGGAAGAUGUUGAUACAGAAAAUACAAGGAAUUUAUAUAAAGAUUCCAUGGCUGAUGAGAAAUCUAGGUUUACAAGAAGAAAAUCACGCUAUAAUACAUCUUAUUGGGAACAAGUAAGAUUAUGCACUAUCCGUGGCUUUCAAAGAGUUUAUGGAAAUAAGUCAUACACUGUCAUCAAUAUUUGCGCAGCCGUUAUUCAAGCUUUCAUUAUAGGAUCUCUAUUCUAUAAUUCUCCAUCAACAGCUCAAGGUGCGUUUUCAAGAGGUGGUAUUUUAUACUUUAUGUUAUUAUACUACUCGUUAAUGGGAUUAGCAAAUAUAUCGCUAGAAGAAAGACCAAUCUUACAAAAGCACAAAGGUUAUUCGUUAUACCAUCUUUCUGCAGAACCCCUGGGAAGCAUGCUAGCUGGAUUUCCUUUUCGGAUGAUUGGGUUGACGCUUUUCCUUAUCAUUAUAUUUUUCUUGACUAAUUUGCAUCGUACUCCAAGUGCAUUUUUCAUAAUUUACAUGUUCUUAACUAUGUGCUCAGAAGCAAUUAAUGGUUUGUUCCAGAUGGUGACAUCAGGUUGCGAUACGUUAGCACAGGCAAAUUCAAUUACAGGUGUCUUUAUGUUAGCUAUCUCCUUAUACUCCACUUAUAUGAUUCAAUUACCUUCCAUGCAUCCGUGGUUCCAAUGGAUGUCAUAUGUUAUUCCUAUCAGAUACGCUUUCGAAUCCAUGUUGAAUGCUGAGUUCCAUGGGAGGCAUAUGGAUUGUGGUGGUACGCUAGUCCCCACUGGUCCAGGAUAUGAAAAUGUUGCUGAUGACAAUAAAGUCUGCGCUUUUGUUGGUUCUGAACCUGGUCAAUCAUGGGUUCUCGGUGACAACUAUCUAAGAAAGCAAUUUCAAUAUGAAUACAAACAUACAUGGAGAAACUUUGGUAUAAUGUGGUGCUUUCUAAUAGGAUUUGUUGUGAUUAGAGCAGUGAUCACAGAACAUAAACGUCCCAUGCAAGGUGGAGGUGAUGCUUUAGUAUUUAAAAAAGGUUCAGAAAGUUUUAGAGUGAUUGCUGCAGAUGAAGAAUCAUCUGAAAGUUCUAACAAUGUAGAUCUAAAGGAAAUGUAUUAUAGCAGUAACUCGGCAGAGGGAGAAGCUGUUUUUGAAGGUCUUGAAUCAAGAGGUGUUUUUAUUUGGAAAGAAAUUUUGUAUACAAUACCAUACGAGGGAACACAAAGGAAACUUUUGGAUAAUAUAUCUGGUUACUGUAUUCCUGGUACUAUGACUGCCUUAAUUGGUGAAUCUGGUGCUGGUAAGACAACUUUAUUAAAUACCUUAGCUCAGAGAAAUGAAAUUGGUGUUGUCACUGGUGAUAUUUUGGUUAAUGGCCGGCCCAUUGACUCAAGUUUCGAGAGACGUACCGGUUACGUACAACAGCAAGAUAUUCACAUUGCAGAACUAUCGGUUAGAGAAUCCUUACAAUUUUCAGCACGUAUGCGACGUCCAGAAAGUGUACCAGAUGAAGAGAAGAUGGCUUAUGUUGAAAAAAUAAUUCAAGUUCUAGAUAUGGAAGAAUAUGCUGAAGCACUUGUUGGCGCAAUUGGCUAUGGUUUAAACGUGGAACAAAGGAAAAAACUAUCUAUUGGUGUAGAAUUGUGUGCCAAGCCAGAUCUUCUGUUAUUUUUGGAUGAACCUACCUCUGGUUUAGACUCGCAAUCUUCCUGGGCCAUAAUUCAAUUACUAAAACGGUUAACACAUGCAGGCCAAUCAAUUCUAUGCACUGUCCAUCAACCUUCUGCAACAUUAUUUGAACAAUUUGAUAGACUACUACUACUGAGAAAAGGUGGUCAAACUGUUUAUUUCGGUGACAUUGGUGAAAAUUCUGAAAUUUUAUUGAGUUAUUUUGAAAGGAAUAGUGCCAGAAAAUGUAGCCCCAAGGAAAACCCUGCUGAAUAUAUAUUAGAAAUUAUUGGUGCAGGUGCUACGGCAUCUAUUAAAGAGGAUUGGCAUUCAAUAUGGAAAAAUUCCUCGGAGUACAAAGAGGUCACGAAUGAAGUGACGUCUUUGAUUGAAGAAUUGAGGGAAAAACCAGAUGAAGCACAUAUUGGUAAAAGUCCUUCAAAAUUUGCGACGUCUUAUAAAUAUCAAUUUGUGUAUGUUCUUAGAAGAACAGCUAUAACGUUUUGGAGAAAUUUGAAUUAUAUUAUGUCAAAAUUCAUGCUGUUUACAGUAGGAGGUCUGUAUGUUGGAUUUACAUUUUUCGAUGUUGGAACUAGUUAUACAGGUCUACAGAACGCCAUGUUUGCUGCGUUUAUUUCCAUUAUAAUGUCAGCACCCGCUAUGAAUCAAAUCCAAGGUCGUGCUAUAGCCGCAAGAGAUCUAUAUGAAGUAAGAGAAUCUAAGUCUAACAUGUUCCAUUGGUCGCUAUUGUUAAUUACCCAAUUCUUAAAUGAAUUACCAUAUCAGCUUGUAUUUUCGACUAUUUUCUUCGUGUCGUCAUAUUUCCCAUUGAGAAUAUUUUUUGAAGCUUCUCGGUCUGGUGUUUAUUUUUUGAAUUACUGUAUCGUAUUCCCACUCUAUUUUGUUGGAUUUGGUUUAAUGGUUCUUUAUAUGGCUCCAAAUUUACCAUCUGCUAAUGUAUUAUUGGGACUCGCAUUAUCCUUUUUAAUUGCGUUCUGUGGUGUUACUCAACCACCUUCUCUUAUGCCGGGAUUCUGGCGUAGAUUUAUGUGGAGGACAUCACCAUACACGUACUACGUUCAAAAUCUUGUCGGUAUUAUGCUUCAUAAAAAACCAGUAAUUUGCAGUGAAAAGGAACUAAAUUACUUUGCACCGCCAAGUGGACAGACAUGUGGCGAAUAUAUGGAACCUUUUUUAUCCAGAGCGACUGGUUACAUUACAGAUCCAGCAUCGACAAGUAAUUGCUCCUAUUGUCUUUACAAAGUUGGUGAUGAGUAUCUAACGCGGAUGGAAUCAUCUUACAGUUAUUUAUGGAGAAACUUCGGAAUAUUUUGGAUCUAUAUCAUUUUCAAUCUUUUUGGUAUGAUUGCUGUUUACUAUAUUUUCCAUGUGAAAAAGCUUUCCAUUUUCCGUCUUAGACUGGUCAAGAAGUUUUUGGAUAAAAUAAGAGGCAUCGCUCCUGAAGAGUUUGAUUGA